AUGGUCUUUAACUUCAAAGGCAUCAACCUCGCGCGUCAGAGUAUCGCCAAAGGCUUCAACCACGGUUACGCUCAGAGUCUUGUUGCUGGUGUCAGCCAGAACAGUGCCACCUUCAAACAUGAUCGCUUCCGCAAACAACACGGCGUAAAGCAGCAGAACCAGCUCGCUUUCGCCUCCACCUCCACAGCCAAUGCCAUCAAGGCCCUCGCUGCCGCCGACCCUCACGAUGCCGGUCUCGCCGCCUACUACGCCGCUUGGCAGAAGCACCGCUCCGUCGAAGACAAGGAGUGGUCUCAGUUCCAGUUCCGCAAGCUCAUAGAGUGGAAGCCUCUGUCGUCCAAGGAUACCAAUGCUGUUGUGGAAGAUCUGGAUGCGGAUGAGCAUGUUAUCCCAUCUCGCGCCGGCCUGAGUCGUGCUUAUAGCACCAGCCAGGUGGAAGAUUUCAAAAACGCCAUCAGCGAUGAAGAGGUGGAAAAUAUUGCGCUGGCGCAAGUGGACGAGGCAAUUGCUCAAGAGAAGGCGAAGAUCAGGGCCGAACACCAGGCCAAUGCCGUCCACGAGGAACAAAAUCUGUCGCCUAUCGAAGAGACCCGAUCCGAGUCACCCGCCACGAACUCAAGCACGCUCGUCGAUUCCGCUGCCUCGAUCCGUACGGAGCCAACCCUUCUGCCCAGCCCUAUCAUUGAGACUGUCGAUGCCCACCUUGCUCAACUCCAGAAGCUUGCCGACGAUCGAAAGUAUGCCGAAAUUCCGGCUGUCUUCGAGGCCAUGCUUCGCUCUGGUGUGAAGCCUUCCGCUCCCGCUUACAAUGCGCUCCUCUCCGCCGCUAUCAACCUUCCCAAGACGAAGCACCAGAUUGUGCCCAAAGCUCUGGAUGUCUACUCCGAUAUGCUUCGCCGGCGCAUUGCCCCUGACACCACAACCUACACCACUCUUAUUGAGCUGCUUUCCCGGCGAUCACUCGAAGUCGUCUCUUCAAAGCAGGUUCUUGAAGAGAAGCGUCUGCGAUACGGAGGAUUGGAAGAGGAGGGCAAGUUCAUGCUCGGUUCCAAUGAGACGGACUACGAGAUUCUUUCCGAGGACGGUUCACUUUCCAUUGCUGUGCGUCUCUUCGAUGCUGCACUCAGAACCGAAUCUGGGCGAUCCUUCUCUGAAAAGACAUACCGUAUGCUUGUCACCGCCUGCGCCGAAGGCGAUCGUGUUGAAGACAUGGUCCGGAUCUUUGCUCACAUGGAGUCGCAAGGUGUUAUUCCUGCUGCCGACAUGUUCGUCCCCAUGAUCCAUGCUUUCGGCAAGUCAGGUGAUUUGAAGAGUGCAGUAGAGUGCUAUGACGAGUACAAGGCACUCGCUAUUUCGAAUGACGCAGGGGAAACUAUUCUGUCCCGCAAAGAUAACGAUGUUUACGCUGCUUUGGUCAAGGCUUAUGCCAUCUGCGGCCGUUUGGAGGGUGGUUCCAAGUUUCUUGCCAAGAUCGAGGCGAACCUCACCUCCUCCCAGGAAAUCACCACAAUCCGAGACAUUGUGAGCUUGAAGGCAUUUGUGCCCGAAUGGCUCAAGCGAGGGGAUUUCCACGAAGCAUUCGCUCACGCCUCCAAUGACUUGAGUCCCCAAGCGCGCCAGCUCGCCAUGGCAGCCAUCUGCAUCAAGGCCGCCGACAACAAUGUGGUUGAGAUUGCAACCGAGGCAUUCGAUGCCCUCCCCGCUGAGAUGGACCUCUCUCGGCCAGCCAUGGCAAUGGGUGCGAUGCAUAUUCGUAACGGAAGCAUCGAGGCUGCCGACAUCUUCUGGAGGAUGCUCGAGCUCUCGCCCACCAAGGCUGACUUCAUUGAGCCCACCGCCAUGCACAGCAUUGCUUUGAUAGGCAGGGGUCAGUCUGAGCGUGGUCUCCGCCAGGGACGCCAGAUGUUUGCUCGCAUCCGUGACUCUCAAUCCGGUUCCAACCAAGCCAAGAUGGAGACUGUCGAGCACAUCGAUGAAGCCAUCGAGGUGAUUGGCCAGUUCAUGAUGAAGCGUGGCAUUGUUCUCCCUGCAAGGGCCAGCAUGGAACUCAUGUGGACCAUGAUUGAGAAUGGUGGCCUCGUUACUCCCGUUGCCCAUCACAUCCUGAUGGGCAUGGGCCCUGAAGCUGUUGCCCAGCUCAGCUUCGACGAUAUUACUCUCCUGAUGCAAGUCCAGUCCGGUAUCAUCAUCAACUCUACUGAAGUCGACAUUGCUCACACCGCCCGAUUUUCCCACUUACUUGAAGUUAUUACAUCGAGAGGCGCGCCCGUGAACAAAGCGACAUCCGGUUUGGUUGAGAAGGUUCUGGUCAGACUUGAUCGUGGAGACCUCCAGCACCGCUGGUAUAGCUACAAACACCCGGCUCCGGAGCCAGUUUACUCUCCGGCCCCGUUUGUGGCGUACCCGGUGCAGCAGCCAGUGGUGACGGCUGCUCCCUCUUUUGAGGAUUCUUAUGACCCGUAUGCGGCCAGUACCGACAACAAGGGCUCCGUCGCGAUCACGGAGUUGCUCGAGAAGACGCAUGGUAGACCAGCAUCGCACUUGAAUGAGGCUUUGAUGAAGUUCAAGAACAUGCGUCGUGCUGGACGCCAUCCUCGAUUCUUCACCUACGCUAAGCUCAUCACCGCUGCUGCAAAGGAAGAUCGCCUGAACCUCGCACACGAUAUCCUCAACCUCGCCAAACAAGAUGUUCCUCUGCUACCGCAGUACCGCAUCGUCCGGUACGGUUGGGUUACCAUCUUGGAUGCCAUGGUUGCUGCAUCACUCACUGCUGGUCGUCGCGAUCUUGCGGCUCAGUAUCACCAGGAUCUUCUCGAUAUGGGUGCUGCUCCUACCGCAAAUACUUUCGGUCUCUACAUUACCACGCUCAAGGAGUCUACCAAGACUUUUGACGAGGCCACCGAGGCUGUGAAGAUCUUCCUUCGUGCGAAAGCCGAAGGUGUGGAGCCUUCCUCGUUCCUCUACAACGCUUUGAUCGGCAAGCUUGGAAAAGCCCGCCGUAUCGAUGAUUGCUUGUUCUACUUCUCAGAGAUGCGCAGCCUUGGUAUUCGCCCUACCAGUGUCACCUACGGUACCAUUGUCAAUGCUCUCUGCCGUGUCAGCGACGAGAAGUUUGCCGAGGAGCUGUUCGAGGAAAUGGAAAGCAUGCCCAACUACAAGCCCCGACCUGCGCCCUACCACAGCAUGAUGCAAUUCUUCUUGACAACCAAGCGGGACCGCAGCAAGGUUCUGGCGUACUACGAGCGCAUGCGAUCCAAGCGCAUCGAGCCCACUACACACACGUACAAGCUCCUCAUCGACACCCAUGCCACCCUUGAGCCUGUCGACAUGCAAGCAGCGGAGAAAGUGCUGGAGCAGAUCCGUACCGCAGGCGCGAUUCCCGAAGCCGUGCACUACUCGUCCCUGAUCCACGCCAAAGGCUGCGUCCUCCACGACAUGGCCGGCGCGCGUAAACUCUUCGACGAAGUCCUUUCCGACUCUCGCAUCCGCCCGCAAGCCUGCCUUUACCAAGCCCUCUUCGAAGCCAUGGUCGCCAACCACCAAAUCGCCGACACCGAGCCCGUUCUCCGCGACAUGCGCGCCCGCGGCGUCGAAAUGACCCCUUAUAUCGCGAACUCGCUGAUCCACGGCUGGGCCCUCGUCCACGACAUCCAAAAGGCGAAAGCCAUUUACCAGUCUGUCCGCGAGGACAAGCGCGAACCCAGCACGUACGAAGCCAUGAUUCGCGGCUUCAUGUCCGUCGACGACCGUGCUUCUGCUAUGGCUAUUGUCAACGAGGGUCUCUCGCGUGGAUACCCUACCGCUGUUGCCAGCAAGAUUCUCGAGCUCGUUGGAGGUGGCCGUGCCGUUGCUCCCGCUGAUGUCAAUGCUACUGCUACCUCUGCUGUGUAA
Periconia digitata is the source of this 3891-nucleotide messenger RNA. The record is from the annotation of a GenBank genome assembly. Lineage: Eukaryota; Fungi; Ascomycota; Dothideomycetes; Pleosporales; Periconiaceae.